AUGAGUUCCUUAUCGAAAUUUUUCAAGUCUAAGAAGAAUGAUAAACCAGAGACCCAAACGGCAAUUCAUAAGCUUAGAGAAACACAUGAAAUGCUUACAAAGAAGUCGGCCUUUCUGGAAGGAAAGGUUGAUGAGCAGAUAGCUUUGGCCAAAAAAUACGGUCUGAAAAACAAAAGAAUGGCACUUCAGGCUUUGGCUCGCAAGCGUAACUACGAGAAGCAAUUAGCUCAGAUUGAUGGAACUCUCAAUACAAUUGAUAGUCAUAUCGAAGCUCUCGAAAAUGCUGGAACAAAUGUCGAGGUUCUUAAUGCCAUGCGAUAUGGGUCAAAUGCCUUAAAAAAUGUCCACAAAAACAUGACUGCUGACGAUGUACAGAAUAUUAUGGAUGAUAUACAAGAACAACGAGAUACGUGCCAGGAAAUCUCUAAUGUAAUAUCCACCCCUAUGGGUCUAAAUGCAGACUACGAUGAAGAUGACCUUCUUCGUGAACUUGAAGAGCUUGAGGCUGAUGGUGUUGAACAAAAAUUGCUGGAUAUUAAUCGGAUACCUCAAUUGCCUAAUGUCCCAGAUUCUGAUUUGUCAAUACCUGUAGCAUCCAAAAGUGCACCAAGUAAGAAAGCAAUUGAAGAUGACGAUAUUGGAGCACUUGCUGAAUGGGCUAAUUAA
Schistosoma intercalatum is the source of this 666-nucleotide messenger RNA. Lineage: Eukaryota; Metazoa; Platyhelminthes; Trematoda; Strigeidida; Schistosomatidae. The record is from the annotation of a GenBank genome assembly.